AUGCACGUUCUCGGUGGUGGCGGUGGAAGGAACUUUGUUUACAAGGGGUUUUGGUAUUAUGGUCAGAUCUGAUGGAUAAGGCACGGCAGAAAAGAGAGGGGGGAGGGGUGUAGGGGAGGCGGGGCCAGGAUUGAACAAAGUUCAGACGGGCCGGGCUUGAAAAUUCGCUCGGCCUGAUCGGAAAGUCAGGGCUAAUAAUGAUGGUAGUCAAAAAUGGCUGUUUUUUAAGUUUCUUGUUUUGUAAAGAAAGUUCUCGCCAUUUUUUAUUUCGUAAAGAAAGUUCUUGCCAUUUUAUCUUUUAUAAAGAAAGUUUUUGCCAUUUUCUGUCUUGUAAAGAAAGUUCUUGUCAAUUCUAUUUUGACCUUGUCUUUUGGCCACAAAGUGGCGCUUCGUAGCGGAUGUGUCUGCGAAAUGUCCUUUAAAGUGUACUUUGGCCUUUAAAUUUGAAAGAAUUCGCUUUUAUUGCCAAAAUUUAACUCAAAAGGCAAAAUUUAAGGGUUUUUCUUGAGUGGAAAGAAACUUUUUGCUAUUUUCGCUUUGUAAAGAUAGUACUUGCCAUUUUUUGUUCUGUAAAGAAAGUUUUUGCUAUUUCUCAUUCAAGUUCUUGCAAUUUUAAGAUUUGUAAACAAAGUUUUUACCCUUUUUCUUAAGAAGUAAACAAAAACUUUUAAAGCGACCAAAAAAAUUACAAACUUUUUACUAAAUUUCAAAGUUCUGUUUUAAUAGCCAGUCGGCUGCAAAAUAUUUUGUUAAACAAAUUUUUUUGCACGGUGCAGUCAAAUCACAAGGUGCAAACUUUUAAAUUGACAUGCAAACAAAGAAUGGCCGGAAAUUGUUAAAGGUCUUCUGGUGGGGAUUUACGCCUUGCCUUGCCUUGCCUUGCAACGUUCAGCUUAGCCAAGCCCGGCCAAGCCCAGCCAAGCCCAGCCAAGCCCAGCCAAGCCCAGCCAAGCCCAGCCAAGCCCAGCCCAGCCAAGCCCAGCCAAGCCCAGCCAAGCCCAGCCAAGCCCAGCCAAGCCCAGCCAAGCCCAGCCAAGCCCAGCCAAGCCCAGCCAAGCCCAGCCAAGCCCAGCCAAGCCCAGCCAAGCCCAGCCAAGCCCAGCCAAGCCCAGCCAAGCCCAGCCAAGCCCAGCCAAGCCCAGCCAAGCCCAGCCAAGCCCAGCCAAGCCCAGCCAAGCCCAGCCAAGCCCAGCCAAGCCCAGCCAAGCCCAGCCAAGCCCAGCCAAGCCCAGCCAAGCCCAGCCAAGCCCAGCCAAGCCCAGCCCAGCCCAACGCAGCCUAGCUCAGCCCAGCCCAGCUUAGCCCAGCCCAGCCCAGCCCAGCCCAGCCCAGCCCAGCCCAGCCCAGCCCAGCCCAGCCCAGCCCAGCCUAGCCCAGCCCAGCCCAGCUUAGCCCAGCCCAACCCAGCCCAGCCCAGCCCAGCCCAGCCCAGCCCAGCCCAGCCCAGCCCAGCCCAGCCUAGCAUAGCCCAGCCCAGCCCAGCCCAGCCUAGCCCAGCCCAGCUUAGCCCAGCCCAGCUUAGCCCAGUCCAGCCCAGCCCAGCCCAGCCCAGCCCAGCCCAGCCCAGCCCAGCCCAGCCCAGCCCAGCCCAGCCCAGCCCAGCCUAG
Bursaphelenchus okinawaensis is the source of this 1607-nucleotide messenger RNA. Lineage: Eukaryota; Metazoa; Nematoda; Chromadorea; Rhabditida; Aphelenchoididae. The record is from the annotation of a GenBank genome assembly.